AUGUCGGAAAGGAAGCAGACACGAUCGCAACGAGCAGCGGCGCAGGCCAAGUCGGACGUGCAGUCAGUUGGCAAGCUCGGCGCGGAUGCCGCCAAAUCAGGAGCCUAUCUAUACCCAAUGUGAGCCUCGAGCAUGCCCGUAGCUUGCCUCUCCACACCUGUAUACUCAUCGCUGCCUUGCUUCACAUCCACCUCGCGUGAACUAGCUACGGCCUGAUCUACUUCCUCCGCAACCCAAAGUUGUUCAAUUCGGUCCGCGUCGCUCUAUACCGCGGUGUCAUGUGGUCCAUCUGUAUCACCGUAGGGAUGUUCAUCGUGACGUACUUGCCUCAAGUCGCCGUGCUGUCCGUCGUCUCGGGCCCUCUCGGUGAGUUCAUCGGCGUCAUAUCCAGCCGGCCCCGCGUGACGUGACGACGGCCGGGUGGCUAUCCAGUACUGUGGCAUCCGCUGACCCUGCAGUAAAACUCCUAUCGCAGCGUUCAUUGCAGCGGUUCCAAUCGUGCUCGCAGAAUCCUACGCAAUUACGAACGUCGUGCUGAAGAGCUUCUUACUCGCCGGCGCGACCGACAAGCUUUUCGAUGCGGUCCUCGUGAACAAGGGUCUCUCCUCGUUAGUAGAGCGAGGCCGAGAAGUCAACUCAACUCGCGGCGGAGGCGCUAUUCUCGGCAAAUCGCUGCUCAAACCGAUCUCGUCCAAGUUCUCGACCGAGGGCCUGGUCCGAUACGUGUUGACGCUGCCGCUCAACUUGGUCCCCGCGGUCGGAACGAUCUUUUUCCUCUUCUUCAACGGGUGGUCUUCGGGCCCUGCGGCUCUGAACCGCUACUUCCAACUCAAGGGCUUUGAUAAGCAAGAGAAGAAGGCGUUCGUCGACCAGCACCACCCCGGAUUGACCUCGCUUGGAGCCGCUCAGCUCGCUCUCGGCCUUGUUCCCAUCGCCGGCACGAUCUUCGCGUUCUCGAACGCGGUGGGGGCUGCCUUGUACGCCGCCGACCUCGAGAAGAAGUCAUCGGAGGGGGGAGAAGCCGGUGGAAAGGAUACGCAACAAGUCGAUCUCGGCAACCACGACGAGUUGUGA
This is a messenger RNA of Microbotryum saponariae, 1074 nucleotides long. The record is from the annotation of a GenBank genome assembly. NCBI's taxonomy places the organism in Eukaryota, Fungi, Basidiomycota, Microbotryomycetes, Microbotryales, Microbotryaceae.